This is a messenger RNA of Polychytrium aggregatum, 3862 nucleotides long. RefSeq lists its product as uncharacterized. The record is from RefSeq and is a predicted model, not a curated record. Gene Ontology annotation, molecular function: GTPase activator activity; actin filament binding; calmodulin binding. The coding region runs from base 1 to 3501 and encodes 1166 amino acids. Gene Ontology annotation, biological process: regulation of actin cytoskeleton organization; regulation of GTPase activity; mitotic actomyosin contractile ring assembly actin filament organization. Gene Ontology annotation, cellular component: cytoplasm; mitotic actomyosin contractile ring. Lineage: Eukaryota; Fungi; Chytridiomycota; Chytridiomycetes; Polychytriales. The transcript is spliced from 23 exons.
AUGCUGGCUUCACCUCCUGCAGUUACCCACAGGGAUGGCCGCCUCAAGCUUCAGAAGAAGCAGGGCGUCGCGGACGGCAAGGAUGAAUCCUGGAUGGACCGCGAGCGACAAAAUCUGCAAGCCUACGAAUACCUCUGCCACGUCGGCGAGGCCAAAGAAUGGAUCGAGGCUUGCGUCAAGGACAAGCUCGGCGAUAUCGGCCAACUCGACGAGGAGCUGCGAAACGGCAUCGCGCUUGCUCGUCUGGCAAAGUUCUUUUGCCCGAGCGUCGUGAAGAAGAUCUUUGAGGAUCGCACCAAGCUUCAGUAUCGACACUCGGAUAACAUCAACUAUCUCUUUGACGCCAUGCGGAAAGUUGGCCUUCCCGAGGUCUUUAUAUUCGAGACCACGGAUCUGUACGACAAGAAGAACAUCCCCAAGGUGAUUUACUGCAUCCAUGCGCUCAGUCACUAUCUGGCCAAGAAGGGACUGGCACCCAAAAUCAAGGAUCUCCUCGGCAAGCUGACCUUCACAGAGGAGGAACUCGAUGCCACGCAGCAGUCGCUCGAGCAGUCGGGCGUCAACAUGCCUCAGUUUGGCAAUAUUGGACAGGCCCUCGCCGACGAGCUCAAGCACGUCGAGCCCACCGAAGAAGAGAGUAAGGCUGUCGCCGGCUCUCGCCUUGCGAAUAUCGUGUCCUGCCAGGCCCAGGCUCGCAUGCACCUGGAACGCAAGCGCUACCAGAAGCGACUUCAGUACUUCAAAGACAAUGAAAAGAGCAUUGUCAAGAUCCAGAGCUUGCUGCGAAUGAGGAUGGGUCGCAUCGAGCACAAUCGCCACAAGGCCCGCCUGGAAGGCAUCACGCCGAUCAUUGUGAAGCUGCAAGCCAUUAUCCGUGGAAGAAAGGACCGCGAGGAGUUCUUGAAGCGACAACAGUUCUACAAGAGCCAUCUGAAUGAGAUUGUCAAGAUGCAGGCCUUGUGGCGCUCCAAGCACGUCCAGAAGGCCUACAAGUCACUAGCCUCGCUCAACAAUCCGAACCUCAAGGUUGUCCAAGAGUUCUUACAUCUUCUGGAAGACACCGAAAAUGAGUUUGAGGAGGAGAUGGAUAUCGAGGGUCUCCGGCAGCUGGUCAUCAAAAAGAUCCGAGAGACCUUGCAGAUGGAGCAGGAGGUCAACGAGCUGGACAUCAAGAUCGCGCUGCUGGUCAAGAACCGAAUCUCGCUCGAAGAAGUCGCGCAUCUCACCUCCAAGAAAAUGAAGGCCAAGUCUCUCAACGAUCUGGCGAUGGAGGCAACCCCGACGUUCUCGUUCAAGAAAAUGGACAAGGAAACGCGCAAGCGGCUCGAAAACUAUGGCCAUCUCUUCCACCUGCUGCAGACCCAGCCCCACUACCUGUCUUCCACCAUGUUCCUGAUGAACAAGAAGAGCGGCGGGUCGGUGACCAAGUUCCUGGAACAGGUGACGCUGUCCCUCUACGGAUACGCACAGAACCCGCGCGAGGAGUACCUGCUCCUCAAUCUGAUCAAGAACUCGAUCAAAAUCGAAGUCGAGGAGAUCACAGAGAUUGGCGAGUUUUGGCGCUCCAAUCCUCUGUUCAUCAAGCUGGUGAUGAACUACAUCCGAGGUGCCAAGGAGAGACAGUUUUUGAGAGAGCUCCUCCAGCCUCUCGUCAACCUCGUCAUCAAGGACAACAACCUCGAUCUCGAGCUUGACCCCAUCACGAUCUACAAGUUCUUGAUUCGUGAGGAGGAAGUCAUUUCCGGGGAGAAGAGCAAGCGCCCAUACGACGUAACUGUCCAGCAAGCGGCCGCAGAUCCUGAGGUCAAGAACCUCCGCGAGACUCGAACGGCAAAACUUCAGGAGAUCACCUCCAAGUUCCUCGAAGCCAUCUUCUCGUCCAUCAAGGCCAUGCCAUACGGCAUCCGGAACAUUGCCUCCCAGAUGAAGGAGGCCAUGCGAUCAAAGUUCCCGAACCAGGAAGAGGAGAUCAACCGCAUUGUCGGAAACCUGGUCUACUAUCGCUACAUGAAUCCCGUCAUUGUAGCACCCGAGGCGUUCGAUGUGAUCGAGUCCGCGAUCACGCCCAUCCAGCGAAAGAAUCUCGCCGAGGUCGCCAAGACGCUGCACCAGAUUGCAGUGGCAAAGCCGGCCGAGUUGGACGAGUCGAGCGGGCUCAAGAUCUACAUCUGCAACUCUGGAAAGCGGUUCUCGCAGUUUGUUCGAGAUGUGGCCAAUGUGCAGUCGGCCGAGGAGUACUUCAGCAUCGAUGAGUACAUGGACAUCAAUGCGGCCCAGAAGCCGACGAUCUACAUCUCCCCGAACGAGAUUCUGCAGAUCCAUCGAGCCAUCUACGACAAUCUCGACGAUAUCGCUCCCGAGAAAAGCGACCCCAUCCGCCAGAUCCUGGGCGAUCUCGGCACGCCUCCGCCUGUUCCCGAGGGCAAGGAGGUUCCCGGAAACGAGCUGGCGCUUGUGCUCGUCAACCGGUUUGCCAAGCUUGAAUCGACCGAGAAUGUCAAACUCAAGCACUUGCUCUCAGAGACCAAGCGUAUGGUUCUCACAAUUCUCCGCGUUCAGAGUGGCAAGAACAUCCUCGACAUUCUCGAAGCCGCCGUGACCGAGAAGGAAGAGCAGCAGUUUGCCGAGGUCGUGAGGAUGGAUAUAGCCAAGGCCAGCAAGAUCGAGUCCAAGGCUGUCGGCUCGGCCGGCGAGAUCUACGGAUCCAGAGAUACUCUGGCGACCAAGGACACCAAAGAAACCCUGUCGCCGUCCCGAGAUGCCCUCUCCCCUGGUAGCAUCACGGUCUUUGGGCCGAUCAGUCCGGCGCUGUACAAGGGCCCCGAUGGCAACCCCAUGACAUUCUCUCAGCUCAAGCGAAAGGCCCUCGAGAACAUGGCCAAGCUCGAGGCCGAGCAGAAGGUCACCAAGGAAAACGGGUAUCAGGACAUGUUGAAUCUGAUUGCCAAGGACAUGAUCAACAAGCACAAGAUGAGGAUCCAAAGGAAGCGCGAGCUCCAGUCCCUGAAUCGAACCCUCUCCAACCUCGAGCAAAAGGCCGUGUAUCUCGAGGAGCAGAAGAAGACUUACUGCGACUAUGUAGAGUCGUGCAUGGGCAACCUGGGCAGCAAGAAGGGUGGCAAGAAAAAGGCACCGCUGUUCCUUUCCAAGCAAUACUACCAUCUGCGCGAGCUCCAAAAGAACGGCGGAAGCGUUCCUCAGUUUGGAUCGUACAAGUACACAGCGGCCCAUCUGUACAAGAAGGGCGUGCUCAUUGGCAUCGACGGCCACUCGCCUAAGCAAUACGGCGCCAUUACGCUCACGAUCUCGUCGAACGAGUCUGGUGUCUUCAGCAUCGAGGCCUCGUUCAUGGGCGUCAAGUUCCCCGAGAAAAUGGAGCUGCGUCUGGAGGAGCUAUUGCAGUACCAGUACAACAGCGUCCACACCAUUACGCUGUUCGACAUUGCCAAGGUCAACGUGAAUCUGCUUCUGUUCUUGCUCAACAAAAAGUUCUUUGUGUAGAGAGGCCCUCAAGGGCAAGCUGCCAACGGAUCCGCAACAUGGAGAAACCCAGGGAAUGCGGCAGCCGUUGCCGGCGCAGCGGAAUGCACCUGAUCCGGACACAUGGGCCCAGGGACACUUCAUCUGGAUCGAUGCUCUUGGUUCUCCUCCUUUCUUUCCUCUUCCAACUCUUGCCUCUCUCGAAUCGAAAACGAUAUUCUUUGCAUGCACGCUCCCGAAUUGGUCGGCAACUGAGUUUGGUGGUGUGGGCCGUCGCCGAUGCCGCAGCAUCAACUGUGGUCGACGAACGGGAGAGACGAACGGGCGGGGCCGCAAUCCAGAGGGUAUGCCGAAGGGGGGAGUCCAGCCAGUGGAUCUAUGC